Molecule: messenger RNA, 951 nt
Organism: Hyla sarda
Lineage: Eukaryota; Metazoa; Chordata; Amphibia; Anura; Hylidae
Gene: MRPS23
Product: mitochondrial ribosomal protein S23
Exons: 5
Coding region: 346-834 (162 amino acids)
Biological process (GO): translation
Cellular component (GO): ribosome; mitochondrion
Molecular function (GO): structural constituent of ribosome
Source: RefSeq, a predicted model, not a curated record
GGCGAUGUCAGAGGGGAUUCAGGGGGUGUCAUGAAUGUCCAUGAAGGGCGUUUCAAAGUGUCCUGAAACAUUCUCGGCGUUCGAUUAAUACGCCUGCUGUUCUCAUUGCGCCUGCGCUCUUAUUGUAAAUGCUUGGUGAUGGGCUUACUGCAGAGUGAUGUAAAGACGAGCACUAGUGCUGUUAUCUCAUAAUAAAAAUGAUGUCUGUUCUUCAGUGUACUUCAGUGUAGGUUUAGGGCAGUUUUAUCCAGUAUCAAACAUGGCCGCUGUGAGCUUUGUUGCCAGUCCAGGUGGUAGAUAGCCGAUGCAAGGUUUUGACGGAUCAGGAAGAUCAUCAUAGACAGCAUGGCUGGCAGCAGGCUGGAGAAGCUGGGGACUGUGUUUACCAGAACACGGGAUCUGAUGCGAGCAGGAGUCAUAAAGCAGAAUGAGAAGCCCAUCUGGUAUGAUGUAUAUGCUGCCUUCCCACCAAAAAGAGAACCUACCUACGAGAAGCCACUAAACCGUAGGAACAAGCUACCGGACAAUGUCCCCUCAAUUCUGUAUAGUGAAGAUGUCAUACGCGCCAAAUUUUAUGAGACGUAUGGUAGUGGUGGAAUAUUCCAUCUGUACAGAAAAAACUUUAAAUCUAUUUGUCAAAGAUUUGUGGAAACCUAUACAGAACUACAGAAAGCAGGAGGAGUGAGUGAAGACAAGCUGUUCGAGGAGACAUCAAAAGCACUGCUUGCAGAAGGCAUUAUUUUAAGGAGGACAGGAGCCAUAGGGGUUUCAAAGCAGCAAUCUUCUGUGCCCGAAGGCCAAGAAGAGUCAACAGUUAAACCUGCCACUGAAUAAAUCUCUUCAUAAGAGUAAUGGACAAUCUCCUACCAUGUGACUACAUGUACAAUAUGGAUGUUCAGUACAGCCUAUGGACAUUGUGGAAAUAUUGCUUAUUAAACAGAAUAUUUCAGG